AUGGCUCUGUCUAUACCCAUUAAUCCCAGCCAUAAUGGAAGGAUUUUCUCAGAAAGCAUCCAGAUGAGCCCCUCAACAAUAUCCUCCUAUUUCCCAAACUUCAUACCCCCCAACCAUUAUCUCAGCAUCCUAUCCAACCCCCACGAAAUGUUUAAUCCUUUAAAAUCACUGGGAAGACUAGUCACCAAAUCUGCUCCUAUGGGACCCAUUGCCUUCAGAGACCUCCCUGGCCCACUCAGUCACAGUCCCAUGAGGGAUCCCCUUUUUAACCCCUUCCCAACUACCUACCCGAUCUUCAGCAAAGUUCAGCAUCCUGGGCCCUACUCAAAACCAGACUCUCCUCACCAUGAGAGUGAUCUGAGUCCAGCCCUCCAUCCCAGCAUUACUGAAUGCCCCAAGUCAUCUCAUGUGGCCAAAAAGUGCAAAAACAUGGCCUUCAGGGGACCAAGCAUGGAAGUGAAGCCCAUUCACACCUACCAUUUCUCCGAAGAGGACCUUCACAUGGUGCUUUAUGGAUACACCCAUGGACCAGAUGCCAAGAGCAGCCACCACACUGUCAACCACUCCAUAUCUGGCUUGAGGGUCCCCUCUCUCAUCACAGGUAAUGUGAAUAGACCUUCAGAAGAUCACAUACACAGACUGGUCAUUAAAAUUCUCCAUCAAAUACUCAACUGAUUUCAUUUCAGUCAUUCAUUGUUAAUUUUAUUUUGAAUGAUUUGGUUUCUUUUGUAUCUAGGUAUAUUUCCUAUUAUUUGGGGAUAUAAUAUAUCUACAUAGAUAUACACGUGUAUUAAAAAUGUAUACAUGCAACGUGACAUAAUAGGAACUCUAGUAUAAUAGGAAUUCUAUAUUUUGGGGAAAAUAUAAUGUUAAUGUUCCUAUUAUGUCAAGUUACAUAAUAUCAUUUAAUUCCAUUGUAUUUUGACAAAUUUCUAUCAUGUUGGCACCUUUUAAAUACAUCUCAGAGUUUUUACUAAAUUGUAAGGAAACUGGCCUGGGAUCUAUACAUUGUAGGCCAAAAUAGCCCAAUUUUGAAAUAUUAUUUAUUGAAUUUCUGGGAAUUCAAAAAGUGUUUUGCAAAUUAAAAUUAUUAUUGCAAUAUGAUAGUACCAAAUGAACACAGGAUUCAUUAUUUAAACAAUAAAUAUACAAUUAAUAAUGAUAUAUAUAUAUUCCUAUUUUAGGUCUGGAUUCCCAGAUACAGGACAGAGACUCUCUGCAGUUACCGGAAGGUAAGUAGGAUUUAAUAAAUAUUUAAAAUGAUGGUCAGUAUUUCUAAUAUACAUUAUUCUGAUCUAAUGAUAAUAUUUUAUUACCAGGUCUGUCUCUCCUGAAAACACUACAUGGCGAUUUGCCAAAAUCAGGAGUAUUUAGCACAAAUAUUAUCCCAAAAGGGGUCAAAUUCGGACCUUUUCAAGGAAAAACUGUGAACACAAGCGAAAUCAAAACGUACGAUGACAAUUCGGUCAUGUGGGAGGUGAGUAAAUUCGAAUAAAAAAAAAAACAAAACAAAAAAAACACUAACUAACCAAAAGUACAAAAUAAUCAUAUAAUAUAUGCAACCUAAAUCAUUUUUUUUAGUAAAUAGUAGAUUCAUACAAGGAUAGAAACAUUGUCACAUACAUUCUGAAACAGGUGCCUGUGUGCAAAAUAGAUUGUGCAGAUGAAAUCAUUUAUACAGCUUAGAUUAAUGUGUACAUUUCGUUAUGUACGUACACCUCCCGUUUGGUAAGACAGGAAGAGCGAGAAAUUGGGAAACAAAGACAAAACCAAAAAAAGUUCUAAAUAUUUUUUUCUCCCCAGAUCUUUGAAAAUGGCCGGCUAAGUCACUUUAUAGAUGGCAAGGGAGCAUCAGGUAACUGGAUGGCUCUAGUAAACUGUGCGAGGUUCCCAGAGGAGCAGAAUCUCAUCGCCAUUCAAUCUGUUGGCGAGAUUUACUAUGAGACCUGCAAAGAGAUCCUCCCCAGACAGGAGCUGCUGGUAUGGUAUGGUGACUGCUAUCUGCAAUUCCUGGGGAUCCCUGUCAGUCUGAAGGGGGUGGAUGAUGGAAGACCCCCAUAUCCUCUCACUGAAGGUAUAACAUCAGAUAUAUUGUUAUAUACAUAGUUUGUGGUAUAUUAUUAUUAUUAUUAUUAAUAAUAACAUCAGCUAUAUUGUUAUAUAUAUAGUUUGUAGUAUAUUAUUAUUAUUAUUAAUAAUAAUAAUAAUAACAUCAGAUAUAUUGUUAUACAUAUAGUUUGUGGUAUAUUAUUAUUAUCAUUAAUAAUAAUAAUAACAUCAGAUAUAUUGUUAUACAUAUAGUUUGUGGUAUAUUAUUAUUAUUAUUAUUAUUAAUAAUAAUAAUAAUAAUAACAUCAGAUAUAUUGUUAUACAUAUAGUUGGAGGUAUAUUAAUAAUAAUAAUAAUAAUAAUAACAUCAGAUAUAUUGUUAUACAUAUAGUUGGAGGUAUAUUAAUAAUAAUAAUAAUAAUAAUAAUAACAUCAGAUAGAUUGUUACAGACAGGCUAAUCAUUAUAGGAAAUAAGCUGCCUAAUUCUUUUUCUGAACCAGCAAGCCAACUUGCUGUAGAAUAAUAUCCCUCUAUCUAUACAGAAAACUAACUGUAUGUGGAAGAAAACAAGAUUUUAGAUACAAUUCUAGAGAGAUAGGAUACAAUAAAUUAGCACCGGUUCAACGCUGGUUUAAUAAGAAUAAUACUGAGACAGCAAAGGUAAUAAAUCCAUGAAUCAUUCACAUGUUGGUGGAAAAUAAUUUAAUAUAGAUCCAGAGUAUUCCUCUGUUUUGUACAAUUAUUGUAGCUACAAACACAGAAUUUGUUAAAUAGUGAAUACAUAUUAUAUUAUAAAUAACACAUUACAUACACAUUAUAAAUAAACUAAAUGGUUAUGUACAAAAAUAACGAAGUGAACAUAAACGAAGAUUCUCAAAAUUUCUGUUCCAUAGACAUACGAAUAAAUAUUAAAGAUUGACGCUGAAAUAGCGUCACAGAAUGGUGCACUUUAUUAAUACAUACAGUGCAAUUGUAAAAUGGAACUUAAUACAAAAUAAUAAUAAAAACAUACAAAUAUAAAAUAAUAAAAAAACAGACCAAUCAUUGAAAGAGUCUCAUGCCGAAACGUUAGUAGAUUAUGGGUUUCUUUUCUUAGUAAUUGAAAGCUAGUUUUCUCAGAUGUUAGUGUUAUAACAUAGUUAGAAUGUAUUUUAUUUCUCUAAAGCACAUUGUGUCAGUAUUGAACCCACACGAUCACACUAUUGGCUCUUUAUACAAUGUCACAUCACUCUGGUGACAGUUAAUGUAACAGAUACAAUGUAUCGAGAUUCUGUUUAGUAAAUUGCUACAAAUACAAGUGGAAAGGCUACUUUAUUAACCAACACAAGUAUUUCGUUUCUCUAUGACUAAUUUUUAAGGUUAUGUAAAAUCUCAGUUAUUUUUAUUAAACCAGUUUAGGAUUUUUAUACUUACAAUUCGUUCUCAGGUAGAAUAAAACCUGUGAUUUGUGUUCAGUGCACUUUAUAAACAAUAGAUUUAUGUUUCUGUUUAUAAAGAUAAUUUUUAAAGCUCAUUUCGUUUGUGAUUGCAAUGUACACAACGUGUGAAGCUGUAUAAAUGCGAUCAAUGUGUGUAUGAGUGUAAAACUAAUGGUCUGGUAUUGGGUGUCUCUGCAGAACCUGGAGAUGGCUAUAAGUGUGAGAGAUGUGGCAAGGUCUUUGCCUAUAAAUACUACAGAGACAAGCACCUCAAAUAUACCCGAUGUGUGGAUCAGGGGGACAGGAAGUUUCCUUGCCAUCUCUGUAACAGAUCGUUUGAGAAAAGGGAUCGACUAAGGAUCCACAUUCUACACGUGCACGAGAAACACAGACCUCACAAGGUGAGUCACUGUUUAACCCCUUCAGAACAAGAGUGGGCUUUGCUCAGGCCUCCAGUCUCUUUAAAAAGGAAAAUAUACAGCUUUGUAGUGUGCAAAAUAUGCUGUCAUUUAUCAAACCAUUUCUUAAUUGAUUUUAAACUCAGUAAAAAGUUAGGCUCCACAGCACACAGAGAGAUUUAUCUAGGCAAAACAAUGAUAUUCUGUAUCAAAGAGUUAAAUAAUAACCAAUCACCAUGGUAACCAUACUAACCAGUACUAACCAUUUAGAACGUUGCAGGACCCAAACUAGAAUUUGAUACACCCCCCACCUCCCCCCAGAGUGUCACAGAGACUCACACACCAUUCACCCCAGCAGUGAGAGAGUUAAACCCAGUCAUAGGUUGUUGUCAUAAUCUAAGCUGCUUUUGGCUUGAGGCCCCUUAUUACGGAUUGAAAGGCUUGUAAACUGAAAUAGAUCCAAGUCUGACUCCAGGAGGCUCCCUCCCAUUGCACAUACUUACUCACUUCCAUUAUUUAACAGCUCAAUUGGCCGAGAUGAUUUCCUUGAGUGUUCUACACAGAUUUGGAGCUAAUGCAUCGUGUGUAAUAUUAGAGAUGUCUCAGAUCAAUGGGAGAAUCUCCUGGCUGUCAUAAUCCGGAUUGGGGAACUGACUGUACAAUAUACCACAGCCCUGCAGGCUCUGCUUCUAGGCACAAUCAGAGACUUUCCUAGUCACAACAAGAAAAGAACUAACACAUAUAACAUAGCAGAUGGGUUCAUUUACGGCUCAUUAUUUAUGUAAAAAGGUAUAAACAUAGCUUCUAGUUAAUUAACUACACAAUUCCUACAUUUUAUGCUAUUCACCAUACAAAGCCCAUUGAUAUUGCUAAAAAAAAAUGUUCAUUUUCAAAGGACAGCUGGAGGGUAAGAUUCAUCAACAAUAUUUAAUGUAAAUAUUUGGAAUCAUUUUUGAUACAUUUUUUUCAUAAAUGUAGCGCUGCCUCUUUAAAUGGUAGUAUUUCCUAAAUCACUGAGUAUUCUAUGGAAUGUGAUCUUACUGUUAUUUUUUGUGAGGUUAACUUAUAUUGGACAGAUACAUAUUACAAUGACUCUGUCUGACUCUGUAUUCAUGCCCUGUUUGAUCCUUAGAAAAUACACGAAUUAAGCUACUCCCUUAUAUCAGACCGUUUUCAGACCUCUUUUUUCGAUUAAAGCUAUUUUAAAUUUUUAGUAAAUAUCACCCUAAAACGUGCGUGCCAAAAAUCACAAAUCCCAUGAAGAAAGGUCCCCUGUCUGUUACAUGAGUAGUUCAGAUUAUUAUAUAUUUUUAGGGGGAACGAAAAAAUGAGAACACGUUGAAAACGAACCUCGAGACAUUUUUCGUUUAAAUUUGUAUUAUUAACACAUUUUCUAUAUGUACCGGUAUAUACAAACUAUAAACUUACUCCAUAUAGAAUAAUUAACACAACGGGUUUCAUCAAUGUAAUAAAAUCUACCAAAUUCCAAAUUGUAGAAAACUGGCAAAAUUUAGACAAAUUUAUGUGGUUUGGAGAAAUUCUACAAAUUAGCUGUAAUGACAUCUUUGCUACAUUUUCUAAGUCAGUUUUCACUUAAUGACAGUUUUCUGUUUAGAAAAGAACCCUGAUUGAAGUAUAUUUCAUUUUUUUAAAUAUUUAAAAUAUUCCUGUAAUCAAUGGCCCCUACCUGCAUAUACUCAGAAGUAUAUAUCUUUAUGGAUACACCCAUAAAGACUGGAGUGUUAAUUCGGUUCUGUAAUAAAGUUAAACCUAUGUGCAAAAUUGAGCCUGAAAUAAGAGUGUGAUUAAAGUGGUGUUGAGAUUUUUCCUGAGCAAAUAUUAUUAUUAUUUUAUUAAUUAUAUAGCGCCAGAAAAUUCCAUAGCGCUGUACAGUGUGUUGUUACCUAUGUUUUGCAAUUCGGAUUUGAAUUCGCUGCAAUUCUUGUUGAUAGGGAUAUUUACUAGAGUGAGAAUUUAAAGUGAAUUAAAAGUGAAUUUCCCAUUUAAGGCCAGAGUAGUCGAAUUGAAAGUUUAGCUGACUUAGACAAUUUUUCCAGUUUGACUUUUUUGAACUUACAUUUGAAAUUCACUUUGAAUUCACUUUAAAUUCUCACUUUAGUAAAUAAUAAUGAGAAUACCGUAUUUCACUGCAUAAUAGCCGCACCCUGGUUUUUCAGUCCAAAAAUUGGUUGAAAUCCAACCCAUCACAUAAUAGUUGCAUAAUUAACCAUUGCUGUUUCUGUUGUGAGAUAUUCUUAUUCUUGAAAACUCAUGGCAAACAUCCUACUGAUUUUCUACUAAAGAGAGGGUUUACUACCUAUCAGUUUAUUGGAUUUUAGCGUAUUUUCUCUAAGCAAUGCAUUAGGAAAUGGAAGGACAGGGAUCAGGAUCAGAGUUUACGUAAUGCGUUAGAAUAUAUGCUGUUAUGUUAUUAGCAACUAUAAUGUUAUCAGCAACUGUUAAAACCCCCCCAAAGCUUUGCACAUAUGAUAUCGCAAAAAAUAAAGCUUCACAUAAUGGUCACACACCGCAUAAUAGUCGCACCCCAUUUUUAAGAAAAGGAAUUAGGCCUAAAAUGUGCGACCAUUAUGCGGCGAAAUAUGGUAAUAAAGAAUUGAUUAGUCGCAUUGUGUCACAGUGUAAAAACCCCAAGAUUGUGUCCAGUUUUUACCCUAUUUUUUAUAUUGGGUUCGUUUACAUCAAGUGAAUUGUUAUUACAGCUCCCCAUAGUAAAGUAUCAUAAACGAUAAACCUAUCCUACUAUAGAACCCGGGGACUGCUCUUGAUCAACCCUUUGCAUUAUAAACUUGCAGGAUAAAUGUUUGAUACAUUUUCCAUCUAAAAAGUAUUGUGCUUCCAUCUGGUAUUUAAACCGUGUGUAGUAGUAUUUAUGUCACACUUCCAAUUUCUUUUCUUUCUUUUUUUAUCAGUGUUCUGUUUGUGGAAAGAGCUUUUCCCAGUCAUCCAGUCUGAACAAGCACAUGAGGGUCCACUCUGGGGAGAGACCGUACAAGUGUGUGUACUGCAACAAGGUAAGCCCCCUCCCCCCCACCUGCAAUCUGACAAUGUAUUCCUUGUUAUAUCCUGGGACUGCAGGUGACAUUCCCCAUGAUGCACUAUGUCGUGCUUUCCUUUCAUUAGUAAGUCCAGAAAAUAUAUAUAUAUAUAAAAUAAUAUAAAGGAAGGCAGCUUAGUGUUUAAAGCAGGGGUGCCCAAAAAGGAGAUCCCCAGAUGUUGUAGAACUACAACUCCCUUGAUGCUUUGCAUGCCUUUAGAAUGCCUUUACAAUGACAAAGCAUCAUGGAAGCUGUAGUUUUAAAACAUAUGAGGAUCUACGUUUGGGCACCCCGGAUUUAAAGGAAGGGCCCAUGUUGGUAGCUCCCUGCUAAAUCUGUAAUGUAGUAAACUGUUUACAUUCCCUGUACCCAUAUGCAUUUGCUAUAAAUAAAAUAUAUUAUAAUAUUGUAAAGUGCUACGGAAUAUGUUGGCGCUUCGUAAAUGCCAAUAAUAAUAAUAAUAACAUCGAUUUAUUCACUGAUAUGAAUUCAUCUUCUAAGUCUGACUUUAAUCUAAAUGUGGAAAGAAUUGUUGGCUAUUAUUCUGUAUUUAAAGUAAUAUUUGUGUGAAGUGGCACAGGUGUGGGGAUAAUGAAUGACAACAUAAUGUCACCCAACUCACUUUAAAUCUCUUUAUAUCAUGUUUUUACAAUCUUCUAACAUUAUACACUUUUCACUGUAGUACUUUUCCUGUCUUUACCUUUUUUUGCAUUGACAGGCUUAAGAUUGUAUUUUCCCCAGUAAAGCUGCUUUAAGAGGAACCCUUAACCCUUCCUUACCUAAGGCAGAGAAACACAUUGUGAGAGGCUCCUUUUAGCCACUGAGUGGUUAAUUUAUAUAGCUGAGUGCAUUGCUCUAUACUAAGUACUCUAUCACUGAAUGCUUAUAAUGAAAAUAUACAAAAGAUAAGAGAGUGGGAUAAUCCACAGUAAAGUGGAAUCACCCAACAUAGAUCUAAAUUGGUAAAUAGUCAACAAGGGUCUCUUUGAAAAGAAAAGGGAUGGUGCUAAUCUCUAAUUAUGCUCCUUAGAUCUUAUCAUUAAAUUACACUCAUUACAAGCUUCCAGGACAACAUUCAGCUAAAGGGCUUCUAAUUCUACAACUUGAAACAUGCAGUAUUUAUCAAAAUAUUGCUUUUCUUUCUCCCCCCCCCUUAUUCUCUCUCCCCCUACACCUCCCUCACCUUACAACUCAGUUUACCUGCAAUGUUUUAAAGUGAUAAAAAGCUGGGAAAAAUAAAGUCUUUGAACCCGUGUCAAGACCAUUGAAUAAACAAUCAGAUUUGGUACACAACCCCAUAAAGUAGUAAAAUGGGCAUUUAUUUGCUAAAUUGUGAAUAGGUGAACAUUGACAAGGGAAACAUCAACAUAGAUUAGCUUGAAAAAAAAAAUCACAAUUAUUUCUUUCCCCGCUCAACUAGUUUAGCAUUUGCAAUGUCUUUCAUAAAUUCAAUUUGCCCAUUAUUGAGUAAAGAAAUGACUUGCAAAUAUUAGGUAAAUAAAAAAUUAAAAUUGGAAAACAAUCUACAAAUCUGGAGUUGGUAAUUACACAAUAUUUUUUUGUAAUGCAUUUUGCAAGUUACCUGCCAGUAAAACACAACACACUGUUUAAAGGGAAGCUCUAUAUUUAUGGGAAAUUCUGUUAACAAAGUGCAUAUUCUUAAUGCAAAUAAUUAUUGCAAAAAAAAAGAAAAAAAAAAAGAAAAUGCUUUUAUUCAAAUGUGCACAAAUAUUUCCUAAGCUCUAAAACAGGCCUGCACAAUCUGCGGCCCCCCUGAUUUUUUGCACUACAAAUCCCAUGAUUCCCUGGCUAUCUGUUUAAUUUAAAAACAUUGUCGUUGGCUAUCUGUUUCAUUAAAUGAAUCAUGGGCAUUGGCUAUCUGUUUUAUUAAAUGAAUGAUGAGCGUUGGCUAUCUGUUUCAUUCAAAGGAUCAUGCGAGUAGUUCAAAAACAUCUGGGGGCCGCAGGUUGUCCAGGCCUGCUCUAAAAGUUACCUCUCUUAGCUGCAGGGGUGGUCUUCGGAAGACCCACCCUCUUUUUGCUCCGCACUUAUUUCCUUCUUUAAAGCUUCUCAUAGACAUGGUUGGUUUAUGGACAUUUAUACAUUUGUAUAUAUAAAAAAAAAAUAAAAAAAUUUAGGGUCUGUGUUAGUAACAGUGCUAUUUUAAGUAAUAAUUUUUGAAAACUUUAUGCUGAAAUAGCCACGCUGUGACUACAACUGUGUAGGACAUUUUUCAAAAUCAUCUAUUUUUAACUUAAUCUUGCUAUUCUAUUUCACUAUAAUUUGGGUUUGAAUAAAUCUUCCUGUUGUCGGGAAAAUGUUGUAACAUUCUUUUGAAAUACUGAUUUAAUAUAAAAAAAAAUAAAAAAUGUGGAAAUGUAAUAUCUCAAUUUUAACCUAUUUAUAUUCCAUUCUUAGGCCUUUACAGCAUCCAGCAUCCUCCGCACACACAUCAGACAACACUCUGGUGAGAAGCCUUUCAAGUGCAAACAUUGUGGCAAGGCUUUUGCAUCACAUGCAGCUCACGACAGCCACGUGCGACGCACACACAACAAGGACAAGCUCUCCACAUGCACAGUGUGUGGCAAAACGUUUCUAGAACCCGACCAGUUCCGAUAUCACAUGCAAAUUCACUCUGGACUCUAG
Messenger RNA from Pelobates cultripes (western spadefoot toad), 9568 nucleotides. The record is from the annotation of a GenBank genome assembly. NCBI's taxonomy places the organism in Eukaryota, Metazoa, Chordata, Amphibia, Anura, Pelobatidae.